AGAGCAAAUUGGGGAUAGGUGUCAGUUAUAUACUUGGUAGUUUCAUGCUUGUAUAUCAGUUGCGAAGUAAAUGUUAAUACUUAUAGACCGUCUAAUCUAAAACACUGCAUAGCACUUAGGGAGAGCAUAUUGAACUGAGUUAAAAUGCCGCCGGACGUAGAUGGCAGUGAAACAAUAAAGCCAGUAGAAGAAAACGUAGUGGAAACUUCGUUCUCUCGUACCAAAGACGGAAGCACGAUGGGCUCCGAUAAUGGGUCAGAUGGAAAAAAGGAAAAGAAAGAGAAAGAGGACGUACCCACCGUUCCCUACUAUAAACUUCUUCGCUUCGCUACUGGCAUCGAUUACCUUCUGAUGACCAUAGGAACAUUGGCGGCUGUUAUACAUGGCGCAGGUCUACCCGUCAUGUUCAUUUUCUUUGGCCAACUUACCACUGAGUUUACAACUUAUGGUCGAUACUUACAAUGCCAGCUACAAUAUAAUAUCUGCUACGCAAUGAACUUGACAACACUGAACGAAUCGGAAUGGGACACAACAGUAGCUCCGACUUUAAAUGGAUUCAAGGACGAGUCAUUGAAAUAUGUCUACUACUUCGUGUACAUCGCGUGCGCGGUCCUUUUCUUUGCGACCAUCCAAGUCGGCUGUUGGUCUUUGGCGUCAGUCAGACAGACGAAGCGGAUCAGGGUCGCUUACUUCCGUGCUAUUUUGCGGCAGGAUAUGGGAUUUCAUGACGUCACUUCAUCUGGUGAACUAAACGUCCGACUAUCUGCUGACGUUAAGAAGAUCAAAGACGGGAUUGAUGAAAAAGUUUCUCUUACAACCCAGUACCUCAGCAUGGGAUUAAGUGGUCUCAUAAUCGGCAUCGUGUACGCUUGGAAACUGGCGUUGGUGUCACUGGCAGUCUCUCCAUUACUAGGGGUGUCAUCAACGCUUAUGUUCACGCUCACUGGGAUAUACACCAAGAAAGAACUAGCAGCAUAUGCUAAGGCUGGGUCGAUCGCAGAAGAAGCGAUAUCAGCUGUGAGAACCGUGGUUUCUUUCGGGUGUCAACAGAAGGAAGUUGAAAGAUACGCUGGGAAUCUUGGAAGCGCAAAAAUCGUUGGCAUCAAGCGUGGCUUCGUGUCUGGCUUUAGUAUUGGACUUCUAUACAUGUCAAUGUUCGGUUUAUACGGUUUGUCGUUCUGGUAUGGUACCACGUUGGUGUUGAGUGGUGAAAUUACUGUCGGAAACAUGAUGACAACGUUCUUCAACAUUCUCAUUGCGGCGUUUGCACUUGGAACGGCUGGCAGCUAUUUCGAGUCGUUCGCUGGCGCUAAGGCUGCAGGUGCAAGCAUCUUCAGCGUGAUUGACCGCAUUCCAACUAUUGACAUCUUUUCUGACAAAGGAGAAAAUCCCAACCCUGAAGAUGGAUCCGUACAACUGAAGGACGUUAAAUUUACCUAUCCGUCACGUCCAGAUACGCAGGUUCUGAAGGGAGUAUCCUUAUCUAUUGAACAUGGUAAGACGGUUGCGCUUGUUGGGCAAAGUGGAUGCGGGAAAAGCACGAUCAUUCAACUUGUACAACGAUUUUAUGACGUACAGGAAGGUUCAGUCACCGUUGGCGGAAAAAACGUGACGGACGUUAACGUUCGAAAACUGCGGGAACUUAUCGGGGUCGUCGCUCAAGAGCCUGUGCUGUUCGCUACUACUAUUGCUGAGAAUAUCCGCUGGGGGCGCGAAGGAGUAACUGACAGGGAAAUCGAGCAAGCAGCCCGACAAGCAAACGCAUACAACUUCAUCAUGAAGCUACCCAAUAAAUUUGAAACGUUAGUUGGCGAAAGAGGUGGUCAAAUGAGCGGAGGACAAAAGCAGAGGAUUGCUAUAGCUCGCGCCAUCGUACGGAAUCCGAAGGUUCUUCUGCUGGACGAAGCAACGUCCGCUCUCGAUACAAAAAGUGAAUCGAUCGUUCAACAAGCACUGGAAAAAGCAUCUGCAGGUCGCACUACAGUGGUUGUGGCACACCGGUUGUCAACCAUACGAAGUGCUGAUAAAAUCUUUGCUUUUCACGAGGGAUUGCUGAAAGAAGAAGGAAGUCAUGAAGAACUCCUCAAGAUCAAAGACGGAGUUUACAGCAACCUCAUUAACAUGCAAGCAGGAAGAGAAAAGGAGGAGGAAAACGAAAAACUCCCGGAUCCAGAUGAACUGAUUGAAACGGAUAUUCCCGAAGUCCAGUUUUCUUCCGACGCACAACAAAGACGAAGAUCCCGCACGAUGUCCGGCUCAUCUGUAUCGAGUCUUAUGAACAGAAGGGGUUCAAUGACGCUUGCGAAGACUUACUCACAACGAUCCAACAGCAAACAAGUCAACGGAAUUGGACACGAAGUCGAGAGCAAAGACGACGAAGAGGAAGAGGACAUCCCAGAUGUUGGAUUUGGAAGAAUUCUUAAGUUGAACCAGCCAGAGUGGUAUUACAUGGCAGGUGGGUGUGUGUUUGCUGCAAUUGCUGGAGCCGCAGAUCCGGUGAAUGCGAUUUUGUUCGCUGAGGUUCUUACCAUAUUUACGCUGACCGACGUUGAAGAACAAAAGGCGAAAGCAGUCUUGUACGCUCUUAUUUUCGUGGGUGUUGGAGUCGUCACUUUUAUUGCUUACUGUUGCGAGGCGACCCUUUUCGCCAAGUCUGGCAUGGAACUCACAGUUCGACUUCGCAUGAUGGCUUUCCAGGCCAUGAUGAGACAGGACAUCGCAUACUUUGACGACCAUAAACACAGCACUGGCGCACUUUGCACACGACUUUCAACCGACGCCUCAAGGGUACAAGGAUGCACUGGUGUUAGGAUUGGAACCGUGAUUAAGAACUUCAGCUCACUUGGUGUCGCACUUGGAAUAGCAUUUGCAUAUGGGUGGAAACUUACAUUACUGACAAUGGCUUUUAUCCCAUUCCUUAUUCUCGGAGGCUUGCUAGAAAUGCAGCUGCUUAUCGGAAAAGAAGAAAAAGAAAAGCAAGCUUACGAGGGAGCAGGUCAAGUAGCAGGUGAAGCCAUAAACAACAUACGUACAGUGGCCUCUCUAACCAAAGAGAAAACGAUUUACGAGCUUUACACUGAACAACUUGUUGGACCAGUAAAGAAAGCGACCCAAAAAGUGCUGCUGGUUGGGCUUGGCUACGGAUACUCCCAGUGCGUGCUGUACUUCGCAUAUGCCGCUGUGUUUCGACUUGGAAUCGAACUCGUUAUUCUGCAAGAUAUGUCGUUCGAAAAUGUCUUCAAGGUAUUGACGGCUGUUAUAUUCGGAGCUAUGGCUGUGGGUCAGAAUAGCUCGUUCGCUCCAGAUUUCGCCGAAGCCAAAGUAUCUGCUCGACGAAUGUUUGCACUAUUUGAUCAAACUCCUGAGAUUGACGCUUACAGUGAUGAAGGCGCUUCACCGGCACAUUGCAAGGGUGAGAUCACUCUUAAAGCAGUUCACUUCCGCUACCCAACCAGACCAGACUUACCGGUGUUGAAAGGCCUUGACGUGACGAUCAAACCCGGUCAGACGUUGGCUUUGGUUGGCCAAUCCGGAUGCGGCAAAUCGACCACAGUGCAGCUGGUGGAAAGGUUUUAUGACGCAGAAGAAGGGCAAGUGUUGAUUGACGGAGUUGAUGUCAGGAAACUUAACGUGAAAUGGUUACGACAACAAAUGGGACUCGUUUCACAGGAACCCAUGCUUUUUAACCAGAGCAUCAAAGAAAAUAUUUUGUAUGGCGACUGUGCACGAACACCAAGUGACGCAGAAAUAGACGAGGCGGCUAAAAACGCCAAUAUCAAAAACUUUAUCCAAGAUCUGCCGGAGAAAUUCGAUACGAUGGUUGGUUUGAAAGGCGGCCAGUUAUCUGGUGGUCAGAAGCAGAGAGUGGCCAUUGCAAGGGCACUCAUCCGUAACCCGAAGAUUCUUCUCCUUGACGAAGCCACGUCAGCGCUAGAUACCGAAAGUGAAAAAAUCGUUCAAGACGCGCUAGAUGCCGCACGGAAAGGUCGAACCAGCGUCGUAGUUGCGCACAGACUCUCAACUGUGAAAAAUGCGGACCAGAUCGCUGUAGUGGACAAUGGUGUCGUGGUAGAAAUCGGCACACACGAGCAACUUAUUGCGGCCAAGGGCCCAUAUUUCAGUUUGGUGAACGCCCAACUUUCCGAAAAAGAUCGUAACGGUGAAGAUUUUCUCGUGAAACUCAAGUGAAGAAACCGCCAACUUAACCUUUUAGUUUGUUUAAAGUUCUAUAUUAAGCAAAUAAAUAUUUUAAGUUAGUGCAAAACGUGACUUUUAAUGUUCCCCGCCCCACGUUAUAUAGUGAAAUAUAUACUGACACUCGUUUAUUUGUGUGCGUUAUUUAAUUGGACUUAAAAUUAAACGUAAAGCAUUUUCUGUGAUUUUCGUAAAACUUUUUGUAAGUUUUGUUUUUCAUACAUGAUGAAGUGUAUUUUUACAAUUUUCCACAACUAAAAUUUUUUUGGAGGUUGAGUAAAGAUGGGACAUCUUAUUUUAUUUUAUUUUCUUAAUUAAUCGUAAGCAUAGAACUUUCAAGAAAUUAUAAAACCGUAUCCUCACGACUCUUAUGGACCGUUGAUAUUUGUUUAAAAUGGGGCCAGGAUAUUUGAAUAUUAUGUGCUAAAGAUGUCCCGUCUCCCCCCACUCUAUAUAUGCAUAACUAGAUUGCACAUUUGGUGUCCAUAAUUAAAGCGCCCCAGCUAAAGAAGUUUAAUCCAAAGGUUGGAUCAUGAAGGAAAAAGAAAACUCCCAAAAAUAAAUUCUAUGAAUAGAUCACAGUGAGCUUUUUCAGGGGCACACUUACGGAUAACAUAGUUAAUACAUUAUACAAAGU
Molecule: messenger RNA, 4831 nt
Organism: Ciona intestinalis (vase tunicate)
Lineage: Eukaryota; Metazoa; Chordata; Ascidiacea; Phlebobranchia; Cionidae
Source: RefSeq, a predicted model, not a curated record